AUGGACACCAACCCACUCGCCUCCCCCAACUCCUCCGACGAUGAUGCUCCUCCGCCGGCUGGCGUCAUUCAUGCCGCCGCUCUGGCUAGCGCUCCGCCUGCACCACCGGCUGCUCCCGCACCCGUGCUGGCCCCCGACGCGUUUCCCUCCUCCGUGCUCCAGACGAUCGACAUCCGUCACCAUGUCCCCAUCACCCUGGAUCUGCAUGCCGGCAACUACAAGCAAUGGCGUCGCUUCUUCUUCACCAUCGUGGGCAUGUUCGGCGUCCGCGAUCACCUCGUCGCCCCCGCUGCUCCGCGUCGCCGUGACCCCGAGUGGGUUAUGGUUGACCACUGCAUCGUCCACUGGCUGUACGCCAUGAUCUCGCCGGAGCUGCUCGAUGCGGUCAUGCAGCCCGACGACACCGCCGAUAGCCUCUGGGGCGCCAUCGAGGAGAUCUUCCGCGCCAACCAACUCUCCCGCGUCGUGUACAUCGACGCGGAGUACCAUGUCGUGGUCCAGGGUGACCUGACGGUCAUGCAGUACUACGCUCACCUGAAGACCUUCACCGACCAGCUUCGCGACCUCGGGCAACUGGUCGGCGACACGCAGCAGCUCUUCCACAUGCUGCGCGACCUCGGCCGUCAGUCCCACGGUGCGAUCCCGCACCUCACCGCGCGCAAUCCGCUGCCCACCCUCCUUCAUGCGCGCUCUUUUCUCCUCCUAGAGGAACACCGCGCGGAACAGUCUGCUCGUCUUCAGUCCACGCACGCGCUCAUCGGGGCUCGGCCUCCGGCUCCCCCUGUAGCUCCGCCCGCUCCUACUGAUGGUACCGCGGGGCGUGGGCGUGGACGCAACCGUCGCCGCGGCCGUGGCUCCGGGGGGGGGGGGGCGCCGCCUUCUCCAUCGCCAGCACCACCACCGCCGUGCCCGGCUGCCCUGUGA
Aegilops tauschii subsp. strangulata is the source of this 924-nucleotide messenger RNA. The record is from RefSeq and is a predicted model, not a curated record. Lineage: Eukaryota; Viridiplantae; Streptophyta; Magnoliopsida; Poales; Poaceae.